Molecule: messenger RNA, 8358 nt
Organism: Periophthalmus magnuspinnatus
Lineage: Eukaryota; Metazoa; Chordata; Actinopteri; Gobiiformes; Gobiidae
Product: golgin subfamily B member 1-like
Exons: 29
Coding region: 162-7670 (2502 amino acids)
Cellular component (GO): Golgi apparatus
Source: RefSeq, a predicted model, not a curated record
GACUCCGGUUUCUGUUGACAAAUGUGUGUGGACCGAUGCUAACCUGAAAAUCUUAAAAAGUGCCCCUUUUCGCCCCAAAACUGGAAUAAAAUGUAAAGUGCGCGGGUCAAAAUACUACGGAAACUGGACGGAUCCCUUUAAACCCGUUCUGAGUCGGAGCCAUGUUGAAGUGGCUCGCUGGAGAUGAAGGGGCGCCCGGGUCUGCGGGCCCCCCUCCUCCAGGCUCUCCUUCGGGUGCUGUUGUUGUGGAUGAGAUGUCGGAGCGCCUGACUCAAACUGAGCAGCUGGUCUCUCAGUUAAAGGACCUGAUCCGAGAGAAGGACGCCGCGCUCAGGGCCAAAGAUGAACAACUCAAGGCAGAGAAAGAGGCUUGUGAGGCCAAACUGUCAAAGCUCCGCCUCCAGAACAAAGCCAAAGUCACAUCUCUGAGCUCACAGCUGGAGGAGCUCAAGAAGCACCACGGAGCACCCUCGCCAAAAAAGGGUGAGAACGGAGACCAGGCAGCUCGAGGGAAAGUGGUGCUGCUGAAGAAGAAGGUGGAGGAGCUGGAGCAGACGCUGAGCCAGAGAGACCAGGAACUCAAAGUAAAGAGGGAGGAGUUGGAGUCUUGGUUUCGGCGUGGGGAGGAGAUAGAUCAGAUGCUAAUGGAGAAGGACAAGAAGUUAGCUGAAAAAGAGGCUUACAUCGUGCACCUGCAGACAGCGAUGGGAGGAGAACAACCUACAGUGCCACCUAAGGAAACAGAGGACAGUGGCUCUCUGGUGGACCUUCAGAAUUUGGUCCAGAACUUGACGAAGAAGAUCGGAGAAGCGGAGGAACGUUACAGCCUUCUACAGGAACAGACAGAGAGCCUCAAAGAGCUGCUAUCUACAGAGCAGGACAAGUUCAACAAGAAGGAAGAGAUGUACAAGCAAAACAUUCAGACCUUUAAAGACAUAAUUCUCCAGAAGGAUAACCAACUGAUGGAGAUGAACCAGAUGCACGAACAAGAACUUUUCAAACUCGCCGCUAAAUCUGAUGCCAGCGCAGACUUGGAACAGCUUUUGAAGGCCCUCAAACAGAAGCUCCACGAAAAAGAGGAGGUGCUUCUAGGUAAAAACCAGGUUAUAGACGUUCUACAAGGAGAAGUGGACACCAGAGAUGGACAGAUCAAGGAGCUGCUGGAGCGUCUGAAGCGUGUGCAGGUGGAGCAGAGGAGUCUGGAGUCAAAAAUGGAGGCAGAAAGACACGUGAUGAAAGCUCAGAUCAGAGACCUCAUGGACAAACACCAGAGCGAAGUGCAGAGGAUGAAGGAACUACACCAAGAAGAGAUCUCCAAAACACAACAGGAGAUACUGCACAGGGUGGAGGAGAGGAGGAGAGAGGAGGAGAGCACGGGGGACCAGAGGAAGAGAGGAAAAGAGGGGACAGUGACACAGAGUCCAGAAAAGACUGAGGCAGAUGAGGCAAAAACUGCACAGAGGAUUGCUCAACUGGAAGCUAAAGUGAAGGAGAAGGUGGAGGAGGCGAGUAAAUCUGAGGCAAAAUUCCUGAAGAUAAAGGCCUGGUCCAAAUCCAGAAUCAAACAGCUGGAAGAGGAGCUGAGGAGGAGCCAGGCUGGAUCUGCUUCUCCAGACCUCAUCUCUCUUCAGUCUCAGAUCACAGCACUGGAGGAGGAGAGGGAAGAAAGCAUCUGGAAACUGGAGCACUACGAAGAACUCAGAGCAAAAAACGAAAUGCUUGAGGCCAAACUGGUGUUGUAUGAGGAGCAGCAGAGAACGCUACAGGCCGAUCUGGAGCAGUUCACCAAGAGAGCCACUUCACAGGCGAGUGAGUCGGGCAGUGCAGACGACCCACACUCUCAGGUGCUGGAGUGGCAGGAGAUGGUGGCAGAGGCCGUCAGUGCCAGAGACAGAGCCCAAGAAGAGAAGAAUGCUCUGAGUGUGAGGAUCAGUCACCUGGAGGAGGAGAAGGAGGCUCUGGCCACUCGGCACCAGGAGUUGGAGGAGGAAUUGGCCCAGAGCCGAGGCCUGAGUCCGGGCAAAGGAUCCAGGAAGUCGGGGCGCGUUGCUGAGAGGAGCCUGCAGGAGGACUUUGAAUUGGAUGGACACGCCCCUCUGUUCCCCACCCCCCACAGCCCCGCGGACAGCGCCGCCCAGGUGGAGAUGGAGGGAGAGAACAUGGGAGGUUGGUGGCCCGAGUUCAGUUCACCAGACCCAGGUGGGCUGCGGUCAGUGGUGGAGGAGCUGGAACUGGAGCGGAACCAGCUGCAGGAGCAAAUCCUGAGUCUAGAAGAGCGCUGCCAAGACCUGGAGGACAGACUACAGCUGCAGGCGCGGAUAGAGACCCUACAGGUGACGUUUGGGGUAGAGGAGGACGAGCCGCCAUUUUGGGUACCUCAGAAUGAAACCGAGCGCCUGCAGGGUCAGCUGGCGAGUGUGAGGAGCCAACAGAGCAGAGAGGCUGAGAAACAUCAGCUCCUGGUGUCCAGCCUCAACCAGCAACUCAAAGGACUGAGUGAAACACAGGAGACUCUCGAGACGUCUCUGUUGGAAAAGGAAACGUCUUUGGCCCAAACCUCUGAGAAACUGGAAGUCAUAAAUAGCCUGAAGGGGGCCCUAAGAGAGAGAGAGGAGCAGAACAGAGAGCUGAGUGAUCGCCUCACACACACCGAGCACAAUUUGGAGGAGGUGUCGAAGAAAUGCAGCAUCUCUGAGAAGCGAUGCUCUGAGCUGAAGGCUGAAGUGGAAGACUUAACACAAAAACUCACCGCCCUCAAAGAGAAGGCUCAAAAACAAGAGUCCACAAUUGAAACUUUACAAACUGAACUGGACCAGACCAAUGAGGACCUGGAUAAAUUAAAUUCGUCUCAUUUGGAGGAACGUGCUCAACUCAUCCAUGACCUCCAAAGCUGCGAACGUGAAAUCGACAACCUUAAAGACGUGCUGUGUGAAAGAGACAAAGAAAUCGCAACUUUAACCAGCAACAUGACCGAGUACUCAGACCAAAUCACUGAACUGAAGCAGGAAAUCAGACUUAAAGAAAACAGUUUGGUCCAAGUCGAAAAUGCGCUACAAAAGGCCGAACGAGACGCCAUGGUUUUACGAGAGUCACAAAGUUCAGACCAGCAGGUUUUGCAUUCUAAAAUAUCAGAAAUGGUUGAGAAAAUUAAGGAUUUUGAGACGGAAUUGAACAAAAUGAAAGAAGAGGGGGACGCAAAAGGAGUUGAAAUAGAGCAAUUGGUUAAACAAGCUGAUGAGGACAAGAAAUUGAUACAAGAAUUAAGAUUAGAUGUUCAAAAACAAGCGAAUAGUCACCGUAACCACCUGUCUGAAUGUCAAACACAUAUUAAUUCACUUAAAGACCAAUUAACAUCUGCUAAUGAUAAGCUAAACCAAGCGGGAGAGGAAAUUUCCAAGUUGAAUUCCAGUCAGGGAACACUGCAAGAGAAAGAGGAAAUGUGGGAAAAAGAGUUAAAAUCCCAGAAAGACGAAAAUAAUAAACUUUUAGCUGAAGUUGACAAGUUUAACUCAGAAUUUAAAACUCUCAAUGAGGAUUUUAAGCAAAAACUCACGAUUAUAACAACACUAGAGAGACAAAUUGAUGAGGAAAGGACAAAAUAUAAUUCAGAAUUGCAAGAACGGGAUUCGGAACACCAGAAGAUAAAAAACGAACUGCAAAGUAAGUCGGAAAACAUGUCCAAAUUGAAAAAUGCAUUGAAGAAUUUGAAAUCAGAAAAAGGGCAACUGCAAGAAAAGAUUACAAGUUUGAAUCAACAGUUUGAUUGGGAAAAACAAAAUUUAAAUCAAGAAAUUCAAGAUCUCAAAGAAGUAAAAUCUAAAUUUGAAAAUGAAAUCAAACAGCAUCUUGGCACGAUAUCUGGGCUUGACAAUGAAAAAGUCUGUUUAAAUGCAAAAAUAGCCCAACUUGAUGCAGUGUAUUCGGAAAACACAGCAACUAUUGAAACAUUACGUAAGGAAAAUGAAGAUCUAAAAAUUCAAACAGGCGAUUUGAACAAAGUUUUGGAGCAGAGUGCACAUUCAAAUUCAGAAAUUUUACUUGCAAAAACAAAUGAAUGCACGCACCUCAGCCAGGUAUUAAGAGAGAAGGAGGAGGAGAUGAUGAGACUGCAUGAAAAAGUGAGCAAUUUGAGUUCCAAAGUUGGGAAUCUUGAGCAAGAGUUAACAGAAAAAGAUAGCUGCAUUUCUGAACUUAGAAGCAAAUUAGAUGUGCUACAAAAUCAGCAAAAACAACUUGAAGAAUCCUUGUCCAAAAUGGAGCAACAAGAAGAAAAUCUCAAAUCGGAAUUGUGUCAAAAAGAUGCAAUAUUGAAAGAAAAACACUCAGAAAGUUUGAAAUUUGAGAAUGAAGCUACAAAUCUGCAAAAUGUUAUAUCUAAGCUAGAAAGUGAGAUAGAAGCGCUCCACUUGGAAAACUUAAAAUUUCACAAACAGGCUGAUGAAAAGCAUGAGGAAUUCCAAAACUUGACCAAAGAAUUCCAGAAGCAGAGAGACGAUCUGGACAAUGCCAAUGGUUUAGUGCAAUCUCUCAAGUCCCAAGUUGGUUCAAUGGAGGACAACUUUAGAAAAUUGCAUUCAGAACUUGAAACUAGCAGAGCAGAAUUCCUGAAUUUGCAAAGAGAUAUGCAAUCAACUAUGGCAGAAAACCGUAAUCUCUCCAAUAAUGUCGAAUCCAAAAACAUAGAACUUGCCCAGGCCAUUGAACAACAGGCAAAGCUAAACACUCAAGUUAGCAACCUCUUAGAAACCAAUAAAAAAUUUGAACAAGAUAUGGAACAAAAUUCACAAGAAAUUAAUGCUCUUAAAAGUGAGCGAAGUUCAUUACAAGAACAGAUUUUGAGCGAUAAAACGCUUAUUGAAGGAUUGGUAAAGGAAAAAGACGAUAUUACACUAACAAUUAUGAAGCUAAACAAAGCACUAAAUGAAAACGAAAUCUUGAAUUCUGAGAAAACAAAUGAAUGCGUGAAUUUGCUAAGAGAAAAAGAAGAAUUUGUUCAAAAUUUACAAAAAGAAACUGGUGAACUGAAAAUCGAAAUUGAUCGAUUAAACGGGGCACUAUCAGAAUCCAAGAACCAGCAUUUGCAGCUUGAAGAUACGGUUUCGAUGCUCCAAGAGCAAGGUGCAGUGCUAAAGUCUGCGCUAAUGGAGAAAAACACUAUGCUGACUCAGAAAAUUGACGAAAUUAAGCUCCAAAAUGAAACUAUUUCUACAAUGCAAAAAGAUCUAGAUUUGCUUCGGGAAGACAGUCAACAAAAAUCGAGACAUAUUGAGCAAAAAGAGUUGAAUUUAACUGAAAUGACCAAAGAACUAGAAAGCCACAAAGAUGAGUUGGACAAAAGGAAUGAGUCUGUUUUGGCACUAAGCAGCCAGCUAGGUGCUAUGAACGAAAAUACAGUUGAAAUGGAAACUGAACUGAAUAACUUAAAAGCAACUAUGGAAAAGCUAACUUCUGAAAAGGCACAGUUGGUUCAAGCUGUAGAGGAAAACAAAGCUAAAGUGGUUGAUUUUGAAGAUAGCAUCCAACUUUUGAAGGACCAAAAUUCUAGUUUGAAAACUGAACUGCUAAAAAAUGUAACAGAAUUGGAGACAUUGAAGGUAGAGAUUGAGAAUUAUAAAGCCACAGUGAAAGAAAGUGAAACUAAAAUAUCUUCUUUAUCUGAUGAGUUUAAAUUGGAAAGAGAGAGGCUUAGUUUGGCAGAGAGGGCCAAUGAGGAUAUGCUAAAACAACAGCAAGACUUGGUCCAGAAGCUAAAUGCUAAAGUUGGCGAACAGCAACAGAGGAACAGUGAGAAUGAGAAAUUGGUAGUGCAAGUUUCUGAACUAGAAAAAUGUAUUGGGGAAUUUCAAAUAACAGUUCAAAAUCUUACAUCGGAAUCACAGUUACUGAAAGCAGCUUUGGAAAAUAAGGAACAAUCAAGUCUGGAAUUGGAAAAUGCAUCAUCUACUGCAGUCAAGAAGUUGAGUUCAAAUCUGCAAGACAAAACGGUUGAAUGUGAAAGCUUAAAAGAACAGAUUUCCAGUUUAGAGGAGGUAACGACAAAGGUAAAGAGCAGUCUUCAAGUACAAAUUUCCGAAACGCAAAAACUACAAAAAUCAUUAGAAGAGAAGGAAAUAGUUUUAGCCGAGCAAUCCAAAAACAUCCAAGAUUUGCAAAGGAGAGAAGAUGAAGCAUUGAUGUAUAAAUCGCAGUUCGUGGAAAGCACAGAGUUGGUAUCGAAACUACAAAAUGAAUGCAGCAAUUUGAGAACGGAAGCACAAGAAACUCAAAGUGCCUUUAAAAAUCUACAAGAAAAAUACGCCACACAUUUAGAGGAGUUACAAGAUGUCAAAAAUCUAUUGUCCCAAAAAGACGACGCUGUUCUGAGUUUGCAGAAGUUACUUGAAAAUAGAACAACUGAACAACAAAACGCCCAAACAACAAUAGAUAGACUAAAAACUGAGUUAGCAGAUGUCUAUAAACAGCUAGAAAACGCACAAAAAUCCAGCACUACAUUGGUCAAAGAGAAAGAAGCAGCGCUAGCAUCACAUCAGGAGAACGUUGCUAAACUAACUGUGGAAAUAGACAGGCUAAAGUCGCAGCAUGUUCAAGUGGUGACCCAAAUGGAUGCGCUGACUAGCAACAUCGAGCAGCGAGAGAUGGCUCUACAUGCUAUCAACAACCAGUACGCAUCGCAAGCUAAGCAUACGACGCAGUUGGUAGCGCAGAUUCAAAUGCUAGAGGAGCAGAAUGCCAGACUACAAGACAAAGCUAAAGAAAUUGAGGUUGUUAGCAAGGAGAAUGCUAAAUUGCAAGAGCGGGUUAGAAAACUUGCCCAGGAGAGGGAGGAUUUGUUGAUAAAACGGGAGCAAGUUGAGGAAAGCAAAGCGCUAAAGGAGCAAGAGUCCAGCAACGCAAUGGAGAGGCUGACAACCGAGAAGGAGAGCCUGCAAGUCAAGGAUGCAAGACGCAAGAUAAACGACACAGAAACAGGAGUCCACAUCGCUCGUGAAGAAAUGACUCCUUUGAGGUCAGAGCAAGGAAAACCGGACAUGCCUCUUCCAACUACAUCUCAGAUGUCUCAGAUGGAGCAGACAGUGAGUGGUCUGGAGAAAGAGAGGACUCGACUACAUCAGGACUUACAGCAGUGUCUGUUUGAGAUCCACCGCAGAGACCAGUACAUUCAGCAGGUGGCCAACAAGCUGCAGCAGGUGGAGCAGGAGAAGGCUUCACUGUGUGCUCAGCUCCGUCAGCAGGGGGCGCUGUACACUGAAGUGGCCCCCGGAGCGCCGCAGGAGAGGAACAGUGAGGCAGAGGCUGCUCAGCUGUCAGACAGGCUUCAGGAGCUGGAGCAGAGUCUGUCUGAGGAGAGAUCGAGGAGAGAGGCAGCAGAGGAGGCUCUGUGCGCUGCAGAGGACAGGGCCAAACUGCUCCAGUCCCGAGAGACUCAGAGGGACUUCAGCAUCGACAUGGAGCCAGAGGAGGAGUGGGAUGCAGUGAGUUUGGACCCCAACCAGCCCCUCCUCACCAGGAAGGUGCGCGGUUCGCUCCUGUCCUGUCGGCAGUGGCUUCGUGGGAGGAGUUUAUAUUUCUCACGGGUCCUAAGGUCUCGAUCCCGUGCGCCGUACCUGUUCAUGGGUUACCUGCUCACUCUGCACGUGCUGCUGCUCAUGUGCCUCACUGGAGCCCUCUAGUGGACUCGCUGGGAAUCGCACCUCCAUGUGUCUGAACUGAAACUAAACAUGAAACAAACACCUCCAAAUUUCAUAGCAAGAAUGAAAGUCCAGAUUAGUUGACCUUAAUCUUAAAUAUUGAUGUUAAACUGAGCAAUUUUCAGAUGUUUUAAAAUAACUUGCACUACCAGUCAAACAUUUGGACACACUUGCUUGUUUUUGUCUUUAUUUCUGUGAUUAUUUCCAUUGUAGAUUCUCACUGGAGCAUCAGAACUAUGAAUGAACACAUACGGAAUGUAGUAAACAAAAAUUAAACUUAAAAAAACCCUCAAAACUUGUUUUAGAUUUCAGAUUUUUAUUUUUUGUUGUUUUCUGUAUAAUUCCAUGUAUCCUGCAUAUCUGUUUGUAUAUAAAAUGUAUAAAGUAGUAAAUCUAAAGAAUGGCAAGGUGUGUCCAAACUUUUGACAGGUUAUGUAAAUACAGACAUGUGUACUAUGUCUCUAUGGAGAUGUUACUUAAUUUUUGGUGUCUUAUUGCCAAAAAUUACUUUGUUUGGUGGAUUUGCUUGUCUCCAUGGGAUGUUUAAUGCUAUACUGUGGAACAUUUCAGGCAAAACAAGAAUAUCAUGGAGAAUAGAAGGUUUUGCACCCGCCACCUUAAAACCAACAUAGUGAGUGCACUUUAAAACUGAGACUAGUAAAGAAACAUC